This is a messenger RNA of Acanthopagrus latus (yellowfin seabream), 11757 nucleotides long. Its product is annotated as zinc finger homeobox protein 3-like. NCBI's taxonomy places the organism in Eukaryota, Metazoa, Chordata, Actinopteri, Spariformes, Sparidae. Gene Ontology annotation, molecular function: DNA-binding transcription factor activity, RNA polymerase II-specific; zinc ion binding; RNA polymerase II cis-regulatory region sequence-specific DNA binding. Bases 343 to 8784 code for a protein of 2813 amino acids. The record is from RefSeq and is a predicted model, not a curated record. The transcript has 11 exons. Gene Ontology annotation, cellular component: nucleus. Gene Ontology annotation, biological process: brain development; regulation of neuron differentiation; regulation of transcription by RNA polymerase II.
AGAGCCAAGUGUUUUUCCCCCCACAGUGAUCAGAACUCAUUCUACCUCUGGAGCUCGCACAAACCCCUCCGUCCCCCAUUCUUCUGUUUACUACAGCCUAUAUGUAGCUUUAAUUACACUGUUGUUUGGUGACAACUUGGACCCCGCUGCUCUCUCUCUCCCUCUCCCCGGUUUUUUUUCUCCUCCUGGCUCCGUAAAAACGCAGAGGAUCAUUCAUAAGGAAUGAGUGGGCUCUCUAUACCGAUUGUUUCCUGGACUACUACACAUUCAGCGUACGGAGCUUUGUGCCAGAGCCGCUGCAGAAAUGUGGGGAAGUAAUGCGUGGCAGCUGUAGCCUCUGGUAUGGACAGCGGUGAGGGAGGAGGAGGGGAUGGAGGGGGAGGAGAGGAGAGAGAUGCUGACCUCAGUCCCCAGGCUUUAUCUCUUCCUCUCCUGACCCUGGCGGUCAUUCCUGAGCAAGGGUCAUCCUCUCAUACCUCAGCCAUGGCCCCUGCCAAAGAGCCCCUGACCCUGCCUCAGCAGCAGGAGGAGGAGGGCGCAGAGGGGUCCCAGGCUAGAGACGAGACCCAGGGAGGGGAGCAGAAUGAAGGAGGCCGACAUUCACAGGAGAAUGGAGCGUGUCAAAAGCAGGGGAUGAAGGAAGACUUCGGGGAGGGAUGUUUGUCAAGGCAAAGGGAGGAAGAAGGGGAGGCGCAUGUAGGUGUGGGAGAGGUGUCAGUUACAGCGGGCCUCCGAGCAGCCCUUAGCAGCAGCAGAGGCGGAGAGGAGGAGAAGGAAGAGGAGGAGGCCAUCUCAAACCAAAGCCAAACCAAAUCCAAAUGUUCUUUAUUACCUCAACAGAGCCAGCACAGCUCUUCUUCCAGCACUGCAAAGGCCAGUGGCACACUCGACAGCAAAAUAGCCACCUCUCCAAAGCCCUCCCCCACUCCUUCCACCUCUCCAAAGCCCUCCCCUUUUCUUUCCGCCUCUCCAAAGCACUUCACUUGUCCGUCCUCCUCUUCUGCCCUGCUGAGCGAGACAGAGGUAAAAGACAUUAAGGGAGAUCAGGGCUGGAUUUCUGGGUUUCCUCAGAGCUUUAAAUCCCAGCAGUCUACUCUGGCUUUUCCAGUGGCAGGUACGGAGCCUGCCAGUACACCUGCUGAGGAUGAUGGGCCGGCAGGGGUUCCUCACUCUUCCAUUUCGAAUGGAGAUGGUGCCAAAGCUCCAGAACCAAAUGACAGCCAGCUAUACACAGAGGUGGAUGACGAGGGAGACAAAGAUGGGGAACAGAAAGAAGCUGUCCUUAAAAACCUCAACCAAGACCUCUCUCCUAAUUCCCUAACUAGUCACAUGACCAUAAUGCACUCACGCAAUUCCUGCAAGACGCUGAAAUGCCCCAAGUGUAACUGGCACUAUAAGUCUCAGCAUACACUGCAAGUCCACAUGAAAGAGAAACAUCCAGAGACGGGAGGCCAGUGUGUGUGCAGCGCCUCUGGGGGAAAGUGCGUUUGUGGUGGUGCAACACGAGACGUGUGUGGAUAUUGCAGUUCGGGGAAACCCCAUCCUCGCUUGGCCCGCGGUGAAACCUACGCCUGUGGCUACAAGCCCUACCGCUGCGAGGUGUGUGACUAUGCUACCUCGUCGAAAGGCAACCUCAGCAUACACAUGCAGUCGGAUAAACACCUUAAUAACGUUCAGAAUGGGGGACACUCGAAUGGUCACAUGCACACCACUCACAUUACCAACAAUAGCAGCUCCUCCAACGGUCACGCAGUGGUGGAAGAGCCUGCAUACAAGCUCCCACUCACUCUUCCCACGCCUGCCACCCAGCCCGCCAAGCUCACACCACCCGCACACACUCACUCUCAUGGUAAGCGGUGGCGGUGUGAUGUGUGCGACUACGAGACCAGCAUUGCCCGCAACCUGCGCAUACACACCACCAGCGAGAAACACACACAUAACAUGCUACGGCUCCAGAGAGGUUACUAUCUGUCUCACUGCAGGAGCAUUGCCCCGCAGCUUAAACAUCUACAAAACACAGGUGCCGAGCUCUCCCUGAACAUGCGACUGACCACCCAACAAGUUGCAGAACAGCCAGUCACCCUUGGGUCUACACUGACUCCAUCUCCCUCCCCCUCUCCCUCUCCCCCUCCAGCCCCAUCUAUGUCCCCUACAGGACCCCUCUCCCAGGGUGUGUUUCAAUGCCUUGUCUGCUCCUGCUUUUCGUCCGACAGCUUAGAGUCUGUGGAGCAGCACCUGAACGCCCCUCGCUCUCUGCCCCAGUCCGAGUGGUGCUCCCUGGUCGCUGGCGGCUGCCACUGCAGGCUGUGUGGCUACACCACCCCGCUGAGGGCUAACUUCUCCCUGCACUGCCAGACUGACAGACACCGCACCCGCUACCAGCUCGCCGCUCACCUCCAGGAGGGUGGUGACAGGGGUCAGGAGGGGGCAGCUCUUAUUGCUAAGGGGAACCCCGUCCAGCUGAGGUGCAACCUGUGUGACUACGUGACCAGCAGUUUGGAGAAGCUACGAGGACAUUCCCUCAGUUCCCACCAUGAGGCCAGCGUCCGGGUGUACAGAUUCUUGCAGCAGUAUGAUGGUGAGGUUGAUGGAGGUUCGUGGCUGUUCCAUUGUCUCCUAUGCAACCACUCCUCCUCUUCUAAACUCCAAGUACUGAAACACAGUCAAACCCCAACCCAUCAGCAGAGGGAAGGGCUACUACAGCUGCAGCCAAUGGGCGGAGAGGAGCUGGCAGCCAUUUUUACCAUCAGGAAAAGCCCUGACAGCGACACAGGAGAGCUCAGUGAGGAUAUGGAAACUCCCAGUGAGACCACCGCUGGUCCUUUGGACACAACCAAAGACUCAUGUAACUUGGGGGUGAAGCAGAUUUCUGAGGAGAUAGGAGAAACUAGGGAGGAGGAACGAGAAAAGAAGGAGUCAUCGCCCCCAGUUAAGCGUCCAUCCUCUCGAUGUGAGGAAAUGGAAAACUCCAUCUCAACCAAACGCCCCAGAAUACACCAGCAAAAUGAGAACCAGCAGACUGUCCAGUGCCCUUUGUGCCAGGUUAAAGUCCCAUACAUGAACCUUCAACAGCAUCUCACACAUGUGCACAGUGUGGCGCAGGACUGUGUGGACAAGCUCAUCAGCACAGUCACACUUACCAUGGAACAACCGCAGCCUGAGCUGCAGACGGAGCCACAGAUGGAGUUGCACACAGAUGAUACUCAGAAAAAUAAAAAGAAUAACAAUGCAAAUUGUUCCCCUCCUGCUGAUUCCAUUGCCUCACCUGAUUCACAGAAAAACAAAGGCAUUUUAGAGGAGAACACUGAGGGAGAUGUAGCCGCACCCAAAGAUGUCACAGCUCUACUCACCCCACCCCUGGAAGACAACACCACUCACCCUUCCAAUGGCAGACUGGCUCCUCAGUCCCCAACUCAGAUCCCCCCCUCUUCCCCGCCCACCUCCUCACCCAGCGAUCCCCCUCCUCUUUCUGAUCGCCAUGGUUACCGGUUCCGUUGCAGCAGGUGCAGCCUGGCGUUCCCAACUCAGGAGAAGCUCCAGCUGCACUGGCAGUACCAUGCCAUGAGAGCGGCGACAGAGUGCCCCCUCUGUUCAAGACAAUGCCGCAGUCAGGAGGCCCUGCAGAGACACAUGCAGAACACACACUCACAGCUGGACAACACGCAGGGGCAGAAUACACUAUUACCGCCCCAUACUGCGCAAUACAUGGAGCACAAUAAGAGUUCAGUCCAGCAAGAUUUUAGUUUAUCACCUCAAGUGGGUCAAGAAGCAGGAGAAGAUGAGGACGAAGAGAUAGAGGAAGAAACCCUGGGCAUGGAAGGAAAGGAGGAACAGAAAGAAGAAGUUCAAUUCAAAGAGAAGGACAUGGUUAAUGAAGUUGAUGAAGUUGAGGAGGAUUUAAAUGAGCCAGAGAAAGGGCCACAUGAGGAGAUUGUAUCAGAACCUAGUUCCAGCUCUCUUGUCAAAAAGAGCUCUAAUCCCACAAUGGACCGCUAUUUAGAUCCAACCAGGCCCUAUAAAUGCACCAUAUGCUCUGAAUCUUUUACCCAGAAAACCAUUCUUCUGGUCCACUAUAAUUCUGUGUCCCAUCUCCACCGGGCCAGGCGAGCCUUGCAGGACUCUGGCACAGGUGUUGCUGCCCCUGAGGCUCCCCGUGGCCCAGAUUCGAGGCCCUAUCGCUGCCGAUUGUGUGGAGUGGGCUACAGCCAGAGCUCCACACUGGACAUACAUCUUCGCUCUGUCCUUCACCAGACUAGAGCUCGUGCCGCCCAGAACUCAGCUCCACAGACCCCAGCAUCAAGUGCAGCUGCUUCAGCCUCAGUCCCUACUACUGCUACCCAGGCUGCUACCACCAGAGAAGAAACAUCCAAAGGUUUUUCUUUUACCAAGAAGUCAGAUUUAAACUCUUCAACCUCUUUGCUUUUAGGCUUAACAGCCGAGGCCCAGCCAGCCCUUUCUAACCAAAAUGACAGCCAGCAGGCUAAAAAGCGAGUGGCAGAGCUUCUAGCGUCAAGAAACCAGCUAAUGUUAAUUCAACAGCAGCAGUUAGCCCAAGCCCAGGCACAGGCCCAAGCUCAGUUACAACAAACAGCUCUGCUCCAGUCCCAACUGAUGCAGCACCUUCCCUACGGGACAGAAAAUCUCCUCAAACAACACUUCUCCCUGACACCAGACAGCUUGUUCUCUCUGCAGCAGCAACUUCUUCUGCCCUUUUACUUGUCAGGAGACAUGAAGCUGAACACAGAGUUAGCUGUUAAGAGCCCAGAACUAAGUCAGUUAAUAUCUAUUAACACCAUCCUAAAAGAGCAAGUGAAGGCAGAAGCUAAAAGGGAGUCUCAGCCCCAAACAGACGUGACACAAACACAGAGACAAAGUUCAAACCCAGAUGUGAGUCAACUCAAAGAUCAUGUGCAGCGUGAAGCCAAGGUUGACCAGACAGAGAGAGUACAUGAUUUUGCUCUUAAGAAGGAAAAAGAAGAAAUGCUUGUUCCUACCAUCAAAAACGAGAGUCAACAGGAGGAAACCAAUUCCUCCUCAGUUAAUCUUGUUGGAUUGCAGUGUCCUCCUCCCAGAGUGCCCUAUGCAGCUGUAAACGGGGAGCCUCUCAGAGCCCUGCUGCAGAGUUAUGGCUAUGAGUUGGCACUGCAGUACAUACAAAGUAGACACAGGCACCAGCAGCAGAUAUCAACUCCUAUGAUACCAGAUAAACAAGAGUGCUCUGAUAUCAACAAGAUGUGCUCAGAGGAGGAAAGAGGUGACUCUAUUGAAUUACAGGAUGGAAAGAUGGAAGGCUGUAAGGAUAACAAAGUAGCAGAUGGAAAAGAAGAUAUAGACGAGAAAAAGUGGAACAAAGAUGAAGAAUCAGCAGACAAAGGGAAAGUAUGCUGUGGAAAGGGAGAAAAGUGUAGAGACUGCGGAAAGUUUUUCUCGGAUGCCUUGAUUCUAAAAAGCCACAAAGAGUACAUUCACAGGAUGCUGUUCCCCACUGCUACACUUGAGAGGUUUUCCAGAGAAUACAGGCUACAGUAUGACCAGAUGUACCCCCUCACACAGCCAAAACCUGGGGAGAAUUCAACUGCUUGCCCCCAAGCAGCAGCCCCAACCCCACCCUCUGAAUCAGAAUCAACACCAGAACCAGUUAAGCCUCAAGUUAAAACCCCUGCACCCUCACCUGUGUCUACAGUUUCCGACCCCAUAAUCAAAACAUGCCCUCCAGUUAUAGACCCAACACCUCCUGCCCCUGCAUCUUCUCCUCCUUGUCCAUCUCAACCUCAAGAUUUGUCACAACAAGAGGCACCCAUCCCAAUCACAUCUACCACAGCUACUUCUCAUACCACAUCCCCAGCUAAUUCCAUACCUCUUACCUUACCUAUGCUUUCUCUUCCCAUGCCCCAGCUUCCUUUACCUCCUCUGACAUUGCCUAAGCUUCCCCUACCCCCAAUUCCUUUCCCCAUGGACCUACCCCUCCUCUCUCCAGUUGUGAUGCAGUCUGUAGCUCUCCAGCAACCUUGGCUAGACUCAAGUGUGAACCCUGAGCUGGCAAAACUCUACCAAUCUCAACUCAACCCAGCACUGCUCAGUCAACAGCCACAACUUAGUCCAGCUGUGCUAGCCCAGCAACCCCAGCUCAGCCCAGCUCUGCAAGGUCAGCCUCCACAGCUCAGUCCUGCACUGCUGGCUCAAACAUCCCAAACAAGCAACCAAACAAGUCAGCAACCCCAAGUCAACCCAACAAUACUUGAACAACAGGGAAAGAGAACCAGAACCCGGAUCUCCGAGGAACAACUCACGGUUCUGAGGAAACACUUUGAUAUUAACACCCUCCCCAGCGAUGAAGAGAUCAACAAGAUGUCUGCUCUAUCUGGUCUGCCACAUAAAGUCAUCAAACACUGGUUCCGCAACACUCUAUUUAAGGAGCGUCAGCGAGACAAAGAUUCACCCUACAACUUUAAUAACCCCCCAACAAUAUCCUUGGAGGAGUCUAGAGAGGAAGUAGCACAAAACCUGCCUCUUACACUUUCCCCUUGUUCACUGUCCCCAGGCCUUCCAGUAACCACCUCCCCACAGGCCCAGACAGUAGACCUCCAGAGAGGAGAACCCCAUAGGGGCAGACGCUCUUCCCGAACUCGCUUCACAGAGCAACAACUUGAAACUCUGCAGGGGGUGUUUGAGGCCACUCCUUACCCCAGAGAAGAAGAAUAUGACAGGCUGUCUGCUCUGUUGAGUCUCCCUAACAGAGUCAUUGUUGUAUGGUUCCAAAAUGCUAGACAGAGAGCUCGCAAAAAUCAAGACCGGGGAUCAGAUGAUGGAUUAGAGGGAAAGAACCAGCUUGACAACAUUCACAGACAGAGAAAUGGCUACUUCAAGAAUGGUGAUGAUAAUGGAGAUAACAGCUAUGGGGAUGAAGGACAAGGUGAUUCUCAGAAUGAUAACUCCAUGGAUCUGAGGUAUGAGUAUUACACCAACCCUGACUCGCCUUCCCUUGAUUCUUCCUCUCACUGCACAGACAGUGAGCAUCCAACAGUCAAAGAUGGACCACCGCUAGUUGAUAUGAAACAAGAAGAUAAAACAAACACUCCUGUGACUAUCAAGAGCCCAGCUCUUGUUGAAACUCUGCCAGAUGCUGGCAUGGAGCGUAAGGAAAUUGUUCAGGGCAUGAAAACAGGAUCCUCUCCAGAAAUGGAGCCCAAUCUGCGGCUUGAAAGUACUCCAGAACGACCCCGGCCUCAAUCCUCCUCUCCAAAAACAGAACCCACCAUCCCAUCCAUGGCCCAUUCCAGCCAGGCGCAUACAAAAAGCUCUUCCACUGAUCAAGCAGUUGAAAAUUCUGUUGAUACAUCACCAAGCAUCCCUGCUGCUCCAGAGUCUGACAGAAGCCACACUCGGCUGCCUGAUGCCAACUCCAGCCUAUCCACUGAAACCCAGCCAAAAAAACAGGUCCAACCCCAAACCCAGGCUCAGUUCCAGUGCAGUCUCUGUCCGAUGUCUUUGCCAUCAUUCCAGCUUUGGCAGGAGCAUCAAACCAGGCAUGUAUUGGCAGCUCAGACCCAGGUCCAGUUUCUCCACUCUGGCUUUACAGACCGUACCUUGCCUUACAUGAUGCUCCACCCUAACCACACCCUGAUGGCCAGCCAAAUGCUUUCAGGUGCCAUGUCCCAGAUGCACCCCAACUCUACACAUCCCAUGAUGUCACACUUAAACAGCAUACAAAUGAAGAACGCAUUCUCCGAUCAUUCAAGCAAUACCCUCAGCAGUCUCUCUCAAAGUUCCCUGACACCCAUGAAGCAGAAUUCAAAGCUUAUGUCAGAGACCAGUUUUGAAAGCCAAAGGGGCAGUAGAGAGGUUGAGGAGGAGCACCGAAGGGAUAAACGUCAGAGAACCACAAUCACCCCAGAACAACUGGAAGUGUUGUAUCAGCGCUACAGCUUGGACUCUAAUCCAACCAGAGGAGUCCUGGAGGGCAUUGCACGUGAUGUAGGCCUCACAAGACGUGUGGUUCAGGUCUGGUUUCAGAAUACACGGGCCAGAGAGAGAAAAGGACAGUUUCGUUCAGCGGGGCCAGGAUCCACCUUCAGCCUGGGUUUCAACCACCUGCGCUGCCCAUUCUGCAGGGCUCUCUUCAAGGUAAAGAGUGCCCUGGAUGCCCAUAUGAGGUCUCGUCACUGGGCUGAAGCUGAGAGAGCAGGCUACGCCUUGUCAAUGAGCAAUGGAUCCAGUGGGCAGAUGGGGAUGGUCAUGUCAUCUCUCAUGGACAGGCCAGGUCCAUCUAUCUCCUCCAACCCUAUCUCAAACCAUGGCUAUGUCAUUAGCAACAAAGAUGUGACUGUGAAGCCGCCUGUGACCUCUUUGUCUUCAACCACCAAUAUGAACAACCCAGACGAGGAUGAUGACUAUGAGGAAGAAGAUGAUGAAUACCCAUGUGAGGAGGGUUCCAGUAUGGCAGACCAAGCUUCUCCUAGUCCUGAGGGAUCUGGGGGACCAAGCUCAGAUUGGGGUGACACACAAAGUCUGCAGCAGCACCACCAUCAGCAGCAGCGCCAAAGGACGCAGAUGAGUCACUUCCAGAUACUACAGCUCAGAGACUUCUACAGGAGCCACCGCACCCCCAACCGACAUGAGUGCGAGGCGCUGGGCCAGGAGUUGGGACUGCCUCACCGCGUAGUGCAGGUGUGGUUCCAGAAUGCCAGAGCCAAGGAGAAGAGGGCCAGAAGCCUGAGCUCUGACUCUGCAGAGCGGGAGCAGGCUGAGCUGUCUGCAGGGGCAGGGGAGAGAGACAGAGCUUAGAGAGGCAGACUACGGUCCUUUUGCGUCCUUUGACUCCUUUCUCCCCAAAACCCCUUCUGCACCUGCUGUCAACUUCUCAACAUAUACCCUGUCUGCUUUGCUGCCAAACCUGUAACCUGAACACCCCAAAGAUGCAGAGCCACAGUGGCCCAAAGACAAACUCUCUCUCAACUGAAAGUCGGAGAGAGCCCAAACCAAGUCCACAGCUUUCCUCGUUUCAUAUUGUUCUUAAACUCUCUUUCCUGGUCUGUACUUUCUUGUUGUAAAGAGCUCCUCUCCCUAUUCUGUCAGACACCUUACUACAACCAAACACCACCUUGAUAAAACCAACCAGAUGCCACAGAGGCCAAAGAGCAUUCUCCAAGUAUGUGACCUCACUGCCCAGCUAGACCUGCAGUCUACCUCUCAGUCUGCAUGACAGACUCACAGUGGGCCCUCCACCAGACAGUGCUAGAUGACUAGCUGUGUAGCAUGUAGUGCCAGUCUGUAAGAGGCUGGGAAAGAAAUUGUCAAAGAGAUUUUAGUGUAAAUAGAGCGCUCCAAAAGAUAAACUUGAAGAAAAACAAAGCAGUUAACAGUGGAAGAAAAAGAAGAUGGGGAAAAAAAACAAAAAAAAUGGAAAAUAUCCUUGAAAUAGACGGAGGUAUUCGCAUAGAGCUUUUGUAAAGACUGACUCAGAUUCCAAAGCUCGUAACCAAAAUUUUACAUGUCUGUGGAUUUAGUUUCAACAUGUUUGUUUUCAGUAACAAACUGCAGAGCUGACGUCUGUACGGUGAAUGGGUGAGAUCUGCAUCUGGCAUAUGUAAGCCGAGUACCAAUGGACUGAAAUGGUGCUUGGAUGCAGCUCCACCCUCCACAAGCCAAUGAUGAGUCUUCUGUUGUACAUGUACACCUUCUAUGUUCCUUUAGUGGAUAACCGCCCAAAUAGCACAGAACGUAAAGGCCAGUUUGUCCUGUCCGGGCAAACUAUUUUUUAUAGCACUCAACCAUUAAACUGUAUAUGAAAACUUUAACCAAACUCAAAUUUACAUUGUGUGUGUUUAGUAAUAGUUUCUUAAUAUAAAUCUUAUGGAUUGAGAUAAACUGUCUUGCUUCGAUAUAAUAGUGUCAUGAUUAUGAAAAGAUUAUGACAGCUUUGAUAUGUUCAGGCAAGGUGACUUACUGCCUUUCCGUUCUAUUUGAAUAUACCAAUGGCUGACCAAUGUUAUGUGAUUAAUGUAAAGCUUUCUAUGCUCAGGUCAACAGCUCAACAUGGCACCACUUCAAAUGUGAUCUUAAUACUAUACUUUUCUGUUUUUAAAGCAGAAGAGGCAUGGUUUAACCUUGGACUAAGUAUUAAAAAAAGAUAUCUACAAAAACAUCUCUGUAUUUCAAAGAUCUGAGCUUUUCACCUCUGAGUAAUAGAUUGUUACAAAAACCUUAUCGAAACUAAAGUGUUUAAUAGUGUGAGGGGUAAAUGUACAGUAUUUAGCUUUUGUAUGGUUGACUCAAGACUUCAUUGGAUGAUUGAGAUAUAGCUCCCUUUUCCACUUACAGAUAGGGAGCUACUGCGCAAAGCUGAGAAAAACUUUGGAUGUUAUUGAUGUUAUUUUUGUACACUUAAUUUAUUUUCCCUCUUUCUCCUUCCCUACCUGCUUUCCUCGGUUUCUCUCUACCUUUCUUCCUGUGUUCAUUUGCAACCAGUCCUUAUUCUAACUGUAAUAAUGAUAAUAUAACAAUAAUAGCUAAACAAUAAUUAAUGCUUUAAGACAAAAAUCCAAAGACGUGAUAAUACUUUAACCAUAUGACCUACAAAAAUAAGCGCUACUGUUUACUUGACGAUGUAUUGCUGUUUUUAAAGAAGGAAGGAGUCCCUAUAUCUAAGCUACUGUUUUCUGCCUCUCAUAAGCACACUGGAGACUGUAACCAAAACCCCAAACUAGAGCCAUGGCAGUCUGUAAUAUAGUGGUUAAAGAGUUUUACUUCUCUUGAGAAAUGUUGCAGUUUAUUUUUCUUUCUUUCUUUUUUUUUUUUUUACCAUAGUGUUGAACUUCAGCCCUUAAGGAUGUCCAGUUUGCUGCUAAUGUACUGUAGUUUCUAACGAUACUGUAGAAAGAUGCAUGCUCUGAUCGCUUUACCACUAGGCUUUAAUGACUACAAACUGUAAUGAUACCUGUGAUGCUGUUGAUAAACUGCGCCUCUCUUAUUCUGUUGAAAACAAAUGGAUAUGUGGGGCUCAAUUCCAUCAGGUUUGUUUUUCAGUAUCUUAUUAAUUACCCCUACUCAGAAGACAAAAAUGGCUUUCGUAAUACCAGAAUUAUUUUUUCAAGCUUCCAGUUUUAGAGAAACCUGCCUGGGGCAUUAAACUUCUCAAUACUUAUGGAGAUACUGCAUAGCUAUUUGAAGGAGUUUAGUCCCAAACCUUCUACUGGUAUGUUUUCAGUCUUUCUGUGUUGCAAUGUCUCUCGUCAGUUCGUCCAGCUGAAAACAGCUUUGCUGAACUCAAACUGACAUCACAGCCAACUUUCCAAAGGAUUUGGACUGACUAACGCUGUCAUGUUUUGUUCUUAAACUAACCAAUGUUUACGACAAUACCAAUGAGCUUUUCUUCUGUACAGAAAUGUGCAUUCCAAAUACCACAAAGGCAGUUUUUUGUAUACUGAUUAUUUUCAAAUUUCAUUUCUCUCACAUUCUCUUGAUCUUAGUGACUGUAAGAUGUACAUAUUGGGGUCCUCUAUGGUGAAGGGACUCUGUUAUCCUUACUGUAGGUAAAAAAAAAAAAAAAACUAUUCUUUUCAUUUUUUUCUGGAUAUGUUGUUGCCAUAGUGAUGACCAAAAAGAUACCUGUGAUGUGCACCUGUCCUUAUGUCCUGCUCCAGUGGUUUAGUGUGUCUCUAUACUCUCCUUCCCCUGGUUCUCCUCUACUGGUGUGUGUUUCUCUUCCUUCCCCUUCCCUUACUCCACUGAGCUAAAUAAAGUCUGCUUUGGUGCAUG